AUGGAAGAACAGAGAAAACGAGUCGAAGAUCAUAUGACGAAAAUGGUCGAAGAAAUCGACAAAAUGUAUUUACGGAAAAUGCAGAGGGAUAUGCAUAAGUGUGCUGCACAAUGUUGUGAAAAUGAAUCAUAUAGCAUACAAAAAGUACAUACCUGUGUGGAGAAUUGUAGUUUCUCUUUGAAUAAAGCGCAACAAUAUGUUCAAGGAGAGUUUGAACGAGUACAGAAUCGCUUACAAAGAUGCAUAAUGGAAUGCAAUGAUAAUAUAAAAGACAAAAUGGGUCCAAACUCAACUCAGACUGAAGUGGAUAGAUAUAGCGAAGAAUUUGAAAAAUGUGCCACUAAGUGUGUAGAUUCUUAUUGCGAGUUACUACCGAAUUUGGAAAAAACUAUGAAGAAAGUCCUUAGUAAAAAUGAAUUCUCGUAACGUUUUUUUUCACUUAAAAUAAAUGUCAAUUGCCUCUCAUUUUUAACAUCUUUAAUUAAAAAUGUUCUAUAUUUGUAGUAGUAUAUUUUCAGACAAAAUUUAUUUACAAGU
Mycetomoellerius zeteki is the source of this 537-nucleotide messenger RNA. RefSeq names its product protein FAM136A. The record is from RefSeq and is a predicted model, not a curated record. The coding region runs from base 1 to 426 and encodes 141 amino acids. Lineage: Eukaryota; Metazoa; Arthropoda; Insecta; Hymenoptera; Formicidae. The transcript has 3 exons. Gene Ontology annotation, cellular component: cytoplasm.